GUUCCUUGUCAGGACGGCCUUCCAUAUUUGGAAUAAAAUGAUCAGUUGAGACGUGAGGCGAGCGCUCGUCCUCUGUCCGCCCUCUUUUUCUGUCUAAUUAAGCUCUCUUGCGUUAGAGUUGGGGGGGAGAGCGAGAGAUGGGAGAAAUUGGAGAUGGGGAGGCGCGAUCGCCGCUGCUGGGGGUGACGCGGAGGAACUCGGUGAACACGAUGCGUGGGGAGUUCGUGGCGAUGCUGCCGGAGAAGGUCCGGGCCGCCGUUGACCCGGAGAGGCCUUUCCAACUGGAUGGUUCCAGAACCAAAGGCAUAGACGAAGGGGUAAAAGAGUACUAUGAAAGACAAUUUGCUACUCUCAGAUCUUUUGAGGAGGUUGACUCCAUUUGUCUGCCUGAUGGAGUUGAUAAAGAUCAAGAAGAUUUAGAGAGGGCAGAGCUGGCACAGAAUGAAUUUGCAAUGCAGAUCUCAAAUUAUGCUAAUAUUGUUCUCUUGGCAUUAAAGAUUUAUGCUACUAUAAGAAGUGGAUCUAUUGCGAUUGCUGCAUCAACACUGGAUUCCUUGUUGGAUCUCAUGGCAGGUGGCAUUCUCUGGUUUACUCAUUUGUCAAUGAAGAACAUAAACAUCUACAAGUACCCUAUUGGCAAGUUACGUGUGCAGCCGGUUGGCAUCAUCAUAUUUGCUGCAGUAAUGGCUACUCUAGGCUUUCAGGUCCUACUUCAAGCACUUGAACAAUUGAUAGCUGAUGAGCCUACGGAAAAGAUGUCCUCAACACAACUGAUUUGGUUAUAUGCAAUCAUGCUGACUGCUACUGUGGUAAAGCUUGCGCUAUGGCUUUAUUGUAGAAGCUCAGGAGACAAGAUUGUCCGAGCCUAUGCUAAGGAUCAUUAUUUUGAUGUUGUAACCAAUGUUGUGGGCUUGGCUGCUGCUGUUCUUGGUGAUGAAUUUUAUUGGUGGAUUGAUCCUGCUGGGGCCAUCAUUCUUGCAGUGUAUACAAUAUCAAAUUGGUCUGCAACUGUCUGGGAAAAUGCAGUUUCACUGGUGGGUCAAUCAGCUCCUCCUGAAAUGUUGCAGAAAUUGACUUAUCUUGUUAUUAGGCACAAUCCUCAAAUUAAGCGUGUUGACACAGUGCGAGCUUACACCUUUGGAGUACUUUACUUUGUGGAGGUUGAUAUUGAACUACCGGAGGAUCUGCCUCUGAAAGAGGCACAUGCCAUUGGGGAAUCACUGCAGAUAAAGAUUGAGGAACUCCCAGAAGUUGAACGAGCAUUUGUGCAUCUUGAUUUUGAAUGUGAUCAUAAGCCAGAACAUUCAAUUCUUAGCAGGCUCCCCAACAGUGACCCUUGAUCUCCAUGCAUGGAUUCCACCCAAUCAUAAGAUUUUGUUUUGUAUGCAUGUUGUUUUAGUAAGCUGCUGAUAUAUCCAAGAUGAUUACAUAAGAUGACAAUGCAGAUGAUUGCUAGCUAAACAUCUUCGAUUUCAACCACGUAAGGUUGUUCAGUGCACCGAAUUACUUUUGGUAUCACAUAUCAAUAUUCUAGAAUAAAUAUGAUCACAAAGUUUUGAACCAAGGAGUAUGUAAACAUGGGAGGAUUUCUAUAGCAUGGUUUAAAUUGUCUAGCUGUUGAUGUAUUUUCAGGAUCUGUGGAUUUGUAUCACUAGAGUAAUUGGGGGAAAGAAUCCCAAGGAAAUAUGUUUGCAAGGAAAGACAUUGGUUCUGGUGUA
This is a messenger RNA of Elaeis guineensis (African oil palm), 1718 nucleotides long. RefSeq names its product metal tolerance protein 4. Gene Ontology annotation, biological process: transmembrane transport; monoatomic cation transport. Gene Ontology annotation, cellular component: membrane. NCBI's taxonomy places the organism in Eukaryota, Viridiplantae, Streptophyta, Magnoliopsida, Arecales, Arecaceae. Gene Ontology annotation, molecular function: manganese ion transmembrane transporter activity. The record is from RefSeq and is a predicted model, not a curated record.